AUGUUUCGUCCCGCCGCUCGCGCGCUUGCCCGUGCGCCCACCGUCGCAACCCGUACACCAGCCAACAGACGAUUGAUAAGCACCGGUCCGUCCAAGUCGAGGAGCUGGAAGAACACGCUCCUCCGGUUAGGUUUGGCCGGUGGUGCUGUCUACUACUAUAACACGAGCAGUGUUUUCUCCGAGGAACCGAAAUUCUCUCUUCUUUCUACGAUUCAGAAACAAACGGAUGACAAUGCCGAAACCAAGACCAUCGAUGACAUUACUCCCAAGAUUCGGCAAGAACGGGCCGCUGCGCACAAGCGCGAGUCCGCUGCUCUCGAAGGUGGAUUGAAUCCUGAGGAACUGCAGGAGGAGGCUGGUCAGGAGGCUGCGUUCAACCCGGAGACUGGCGAGAUUAACUGGGACUGUCCGUGUCUGGGAGGUAUGGCCCACGGGCCGUGCGGAGAGGACUUCAAGGCUGCGUUUAGCUGCUUCGUUUACUCCGAGGAAGAGCCUAAGGGCAUUGACUGCAUUGACAAGUUCAAGAACAUGCAAGACUGCUUCCGCCAACACCCUGAUGUCUACGGCGCCGAGCUUGAAGACGACGAUGAGCCCCAAUCUGAUGCUCCCCAAUCUGAUGCUCCCCAAUCUGAUGCUCCCCAAUCCGACGCUCCCCAGACCGAUGCACCCAAGACUGAUGCCCCGGCUUCCUCCGAAGACCAAGUCCCUGCCACUCUGCUGGAUGCCUCCUCAGAGCCGACCGAAAAGCAGGCCCGCGCCAAGGAAGUCAACGCCCAGGUGAAGGCCAACUCCAUUGCUCUGGGCGACAACGUCGAGGGCGACUCCCUCAUUCCCAAGGCUGCACACGAUACCGAGGAGAAGAACCAGGCUAGCAAGGCUUAA
Messenger RNA from Penicillium bovifimosum, 882 nucleotides. Its product is annotated as coiled-coil-helix-coiled-coil-helix domain-containing protein. Gene Ontology annotation, cellular component: mitochondrial intermembrane space. NCBI's taxonomy places the organism in Eukaryota, Fungi, Ascomycota, Eurotiomycetes, Eurotiales, Aspergillaceae. Gene Ontology annotation, molecular function: protein-disulfide reductase activity. Bases 1 to 882 code for a protein of 293 amino acids. Gene Ontology annotation, biological process: protein import into mitochondrial intermembrane space. The record is from RefSeq and is a predicted model, not a curated record. The transcript has 3 exons.